Molecule: messenger RNA, 2458 nt
Organism: Octodon degus (degu)
Lineage: Eukaryota; Metazoa; Chordata; Mammalia; Rodentia; Octodontidae
Gene: Cables2
Product: Cdk5 and Abl enzyme substrate 2
Exons: 10
Biological process (GO): regulation of cell cycle
Source: RefSeq, a predicted model, not a curated record
CCGGUGCCCCCCGCCGGCCUCCCCGGGCUGUGCUCCCGGCCCGCGCCCCAGGGCCUGCUGAGCCCCGCGGCGGCGCCCGCUGGCCCCGGCUUGGACAGCCAGCGCCAGAGGAGGCGAGUCGCGUCGCAGCGCUGCCCUCUGGAGUUCCUGGAAGACACGGCAGGCUGUGCCCCAGUACAGAGAGCCAAGCAUGUGUCUGGGUCACCUCGACACAAAGGCCUGAAGAAGACGCACUUCAUCAAGAACAUGAGGCAGUAUGACACAAGGAACAGCAGGAUCGUGCUCAUCUGUGCCAAGCGGUCCUUGUGUGCGGCCUUCUCGGUCCUGCCCUAUGGAGAAGGCCUGCGGAUCAGUGACCUAAGGGUGGACAGCCAGAAGCAGAGGCAUCCAUCAGGUGGCGUGUCUGUUUCUUCCGAGAUGGUCUUUGAAUUGGAAGGCGUUGAAUUGGGAGCAGAUGGAAAGGUUGUCUCCUAUGCAAAGUUCCUGUACCCUACCAACGCUCUGGUUGCACACAAGGGCGACAGCCACAGCCUACUGCCCCAGCCUCGGCCCAGUAUCCCCCGGGCUCUGCCAGGAGCAAGACACAAACCUGCCACCGCCAAGGCAACACCAGCUGGCACAGAACUAGGGAGCGAUGGGGGAGACACCCUGGAGUACAACCCCAACCUUCUGGAUGACCCACAGUGGCCCUGUGGGAAACACAAGCGCGUCCUCAUCUUUGCCUCCUAUAUGACCACAGUGAUAGAGUAUGUGAAGCCCUCGGACCUCAAGAAGGACAUGAAUGAGACCUUCAGAGAAAAGUUCCCACACAUCAAACUGACGCUGAGCAAAAUCAGGAGUUUGAAGCGGGAAAUGCGGAACCUGUCUGAGGAGUGCAGCCUGGAGCCCGUGACUGUGUCCAUGGCCUACGUUUACUUCGAGAAGCUCGUGCUACAGGGCAAGCUCAACAAACAGAACCGCAAGCUGUGCGCUGGCGCCUGCGUGCUGCUCGCUGCCAAGAUCAGCAGUGACCUCCGCAAGAACGAUGUAAAGCAACUUAUCGAUAAGCUGGAAGAAAGAUUCCGAUUCAACAGGCGCGACCUCAUUGGAUUUGAGUUCACAGUCCUCGUGGCUCUGGAGCUAGCCUUGUAUCUUCCCGAGAACCAAGUGUUACCUCACUAUAGACGCCUCACCCAGCAGUUCUAGCCCGGCCACAGGCCCAGAGGGUCAGUCAACAGGAAGCGGGCCGGGCCCAGGCCACUGCACCUGUGUGUCCACCCACCUUGCCCACCGCCCUUUUCUGCGCAACUUUUGCAGCCUGGGCACUUUGUUUCCUUGGAGAGGGAUGCUGCUUUUGUUCUGAAGUGCACCACACAAGGAUAUCUCUGAGAAUUUUCCUGAGUUUUACUGAAGUGUGGAGUUUCAUUUUCAUGUGCCUGACAGUGGCCUGGCACCAGGACUUAGGUUUUCAUCAUGCGGUGGUGAACCGAGUUCUCGCCAUCUCCCUCCCUUCGCCUUACUUUCGCCAACCUUCAGGUGCAGCACUGGCAGCACGGAGAGCUGGGUGGCCAGCCCUUGUAAGCCUGAGAUGCCUGGUGUAGCUUACCCACGGAUGCACCUGGGUGUCUCCUUCUCUGGAUGUGGCAGCGUGGCCCUAAGCCCAGCAGUGUCUCCCAGCAUCAGCACUUGCUCCCCCCAAGCAAAGCUCCCUCGGCACUUCCACAUCAGCACUGCUUCUGGUGUCGGCGUAAGCCAAGAGCAGGCCCCAGGUCUGUUCUCAUCUAAUUCAGCAUCGUGUCACUGUGAAAGCUGGUAAUGCUGUAUCGCACACAUAUACAUUCUGGCCAGUUUCCCUUGCACUGCACCACAACUCCUGAGCACACCCAGGAGUACACCACACAGUAUUGGAUCUUAACGCAGGCCAUGCUCCCUUGGCUGUCCUGCAAAACUGGUGUCUCCUGGGCGCUUGUCAGCAACACUGUACGGGACCCAUCUCCAAGCUGCUCUGGUUUACAGCCUACUCUGGGGCCACCUCCCCUAGGACUCCCUAAACGCUAGUUACCAUCAAGAAAAUGGCUGAUAAACACAAAUGGUAACUUCAGUUUGUUAUUUAUGUAGGAAAACUUAGUCAUUUACGAUACUGGUCUGUUUGAAGUCCUUAUGUAUCUAAGUCCUUUCCAGUAAAGCCAAGAGCUGCCACUGUGUGGUAUCUGACAGCUGCUGCCACAAGGCCAACACUUAAUAAACGACAGCCUGACGCUGGCAUCCUCUAGACUGAGUCCAGAAGUCCUGGGCUGUGUCGGAGCUGUCCAGCUGGGCCACCACCACGUGAAGCCAGACCUGGUGCUACUUCCCAGCACCCUGCGUCGUGAACGUACAUGUGCAAAAUGACUGACCUCAGAAGGUUCAAGCCAACUUGUCGGACUGUUUCCAAGUAGAUUCCUAUUUGUUUGUUGAAGUAAACCUGUUUUGCACUAUA